Messenger RNA from Pelobates fuscus (common spadefoot toad), 1507 nucleotides. It is a transcript of the gene TPD52L2, whose product is annotated as TPD52 like 2. Gene Ontology annotation, cellular component: cytoplasm. The record is from RefSeq and is a predicted model, not a curated record. The coding region runs from base 77 to 775 and encodes 232 amino acids. NCBI's taxonomy places the organism in Eukaryota, Metazoa, Chordata, Amphibia, Anura, Pelobatidae. The transcript is spliced from 9 exons.
CCCAGCUCAGCUGCUGUUAUGUUCUGGGGAAGAGGCCCCGCCCACAGUCAGCGAUCCACUUCCGGUCAGCAGAGACAUGGAGCCCGGCGGGCAGGAUAUCAACCUUAACUCUCCCAACAAAGGUUUGCUGCCAGACAACAUGACCGAGGUUCCAGUAGGACCAGGAGGGGUAUGUGCGCCGGCCGACGCUGCUGGGGCUGUGCUACCAGAAGGCCUGACCGAGGCAGAGGCAGAAGAAUUGCGUAUUGAACUUGCUAAGGUAGAAGAGGAAAUCCUCACACUACGCCAGGUUCUCUCUGCUAAGGAACGUCAUGCCGCAGAAAUCAAGAGAAAGCUGGGACAGACUCCUCUUAACCAGCUCAAGAUGAACCUUUCCAAGAGCCUGCAAGAAGUUCAAAUGUCUAAUGCUUAUGUAAAAACCUCAGAGAAAAUUGGAGAAUGGAACGAAAAAGUGACCCAGUCUGAUGUCUAUAAGAAGACACAGGAGACUCUGACACAGGCUGGUCAGAAAACAUCUGCCGCACUAUCCAACGUGGGAACUGCCAUCACACGGAGACUGGGGGACAUGAGGGCUCUCCCUUUCUCUCAGUCUUUUAGCAGUUACUCCAUCCGUCACUCCAUAAGCAUGCCGGCCAUGAGGAAUUCAACAACUUUUAAAUCUUUUGAGGAACGCGUCGGGAGUAUGAAGACCAGGGUAUCUACUGGCAGAGAAGAAAACGGCAGCGCUAAUUUGCACUCUUCAGACAGCAAGUCACAGGACACCGCUCCCUUCUAGGCCUCUCCUGAUCUCUUCACUUUGUUUACCCAUCAUAACCUGUAGUGCACUCAUCUCACAGCUCAGUGGCUGGCAAGGGAAUUAAAUAAAGACACUAAAAUCUCGCCCCACUUCCCACCAGUCAUAUGCUGUGUCUCCCCUCCCAAAAUCUGUACAUUCCCCCUUAUUUCGUACAUAAUAGCCUGGCCCUGCUCUCCUUCACAAGUACAGGGAAUGUCAAGCAGAUUGCUUCAGUUCUGCCAACCUCUGCUUUGGAAGUGGGAGACUUCAUUUUUGUUAUUUUUGUCUGUUUCUGCCAGGUGUAGGGAAUUGGUGGUGGUGGGAUUGUUGCAUUAUCAGGUUUAGGCUCAACUGUUUGGUGUUGGAAAAUUAUUUUAAGCCCCUAGUCCAGGGGUGCCCCAAAGUUAGAUCCCCAUAGGUUGAGUUUAAAUUCCUGUCUUGCUUUGCCAACCUUUAGAAUGGCAAAGUAUCAAGGAGGUUGUAUUUCUAGAACAUUUGGUGAUCCACAUUUUGGGAACCCCAGAUAUAGUCUGUGCAAUAAAAGAAUAUUCUGUUAUAUGCAAUGUAUCAAGGAGACUGCAUAUUCCUAAUUUUAAGAGGGGGGGGGGGGGCGUGGGGGGAGUUUGUCGCAAAAUAGAGCUAAUUGGGGAUGCAAAGCUUGAUAUUUGAAACAACCUUCAAAUUACGCAAUGUAAAUACGAUUAAUCCUGCUAGAUUAAAGGAAGUAUUUUU